This is a messenger RNA of Sebastes umbrosus (honeycomb rockfish), 935 nucleotides long. RefSeq lists its product as uncharacterized. The transcript is spliced from 8 exons. The record is from RefSeq and is a predicted model, not a curated record. Gene Ontology annotation, molecular function: oxidoreductase activity. Bases 84 to 881 code for a protein of 265 amino acids. Lineage: Eukaryota; Metazoa; Chordata; Actinopteri; Perciformes; Sebastidae.
UUACGUCAUCACUAGUCGACGCAGCCUGUCGUGCUGGCUCUCUAACAAGUUCAUGCCAACAACAUAAAUACCGCACAGAAAUCAUGGCUUCAGACGAUGCGUUUAAAGUGUCCUCCCUGAAAGGUAAAGUAGCUCUGGUAACAGGAGCCAGCUCAGGUAUCGGAGCAGGAACCAGCAUCCUGUUCGCUAAACUCGGAGCUCUGCUGGCUCUGAACGGCCGAGACGUGGAAAACCUCCAGAAAGUAGCCAAACAGUGCACCGACUGUGGAGCUGCUGAGCCUCUGCUUGUUCCUGGAGACCUGACUGAUGAGGAGACAGUGAAGAAGACCGUGGAGCAAACCAUCGCUCACUUCGGCCGGCUGGAUGUCCUCGUUAACAGCGCUGGGAUUCUGGCCAUGGGCAGCAUAGAGACCGCAGACCUGGCUCAGUAUGACAAGAUCAUGAACAUCAAUGUCAGAACUGUUUACCACCUGACUCAACUCUGUGUGCCCCACCUGAUCAAGACCAAAGGCUCCAUCGUCAAUGUGUCCAGUGUCAAUGGACAGAGAUCAUUCCCUGGUGUGCUGGCCUAUUGCAUGUCCAAGUCCGCCAUUGAUCAGUUCACACGUUGUACAGCACUUGAGCUGGCACCAAAGCAAGUCAGAGUGAACUCUGUCUGCCCUGGUGUGAUCAUCACAGACGUCCACAAGAGAGCAGGACUAGAUGAGGACCAGUAUGCCCAGUUUCUAGUAAAGUGUAAGCAGACUCACGCCCUCGGUCGACCCGGCGAGGUGGAGGAAGUGGCCCAGAGCAUCGCCUUCCUCGCGUCCGAUGCCGCCAGCUUCAUCACCGGAGUCAACCUACCCAUCGACGGGGGCCGCCAUGCAAUGUGCCCGAGAUGAGAUCAUGUAUGCUAAGAUACAGCAGUCUGCCAAUAUAGUUCUUUUAAACUCUAA